AAAACACAUAAAACAGAUGACAGAUAGAGGCAUUUUGCUUAUACAAUUUCACUUUCAAACUUGCUAAAUGAUAUACUCCUCGGGUAGUACAGUAAUGGAAGGCUGCAGGAUAACCAUGUACAGCCAUCAGAUAACUGGAGUACCGCGGGACAAAACCCCAUCCGGUACAAACAGGAGUGCACAAGGCAUGAAACAUGAGUGCUCGCACCAACAGGAGUAUCGCGGGACACAACCCGGACCGAUACAAAAACAGGAGUCGCCACGGGAUUACCCCAGCCCGGCUAACUGAACAGAAUAGGAGUAUCGUGGGGGUUUACCCACAUCGAUACAAACAGGACACACUACUAUACCGAGGUAUCAUAAAGCCUUUUUACUUAUUCUUAUGUAUUCACCUCUUUCCAUUAAUAGUUCACUUAGACACUAUAGGCUCAAAAGCAUUCAUAGUGAUUUUGCACCCUCAGUCACCACAGAAUGGAAUGUAAGUUGAGGAGCUGACUCCGAGUUAUUCAAGCAGAAUAGGAUUAGUAAGCCUAAUGGCUGACUCCAAAUCUAAACAGAAAGGACGGGUUCGCAAGUUUGAAUACUUACUCAUAAUCCACACAAUAAAUCAACAAAAUGUCUUUCCAUAUCCCAUUCACAAUUCAUGCAUUUCCAACUUCAUACCAAAUGCAGAUAAUGAAUAAACACAAAUA
This is a messenger RNA of Linum tenue, 692 nucleotides long. The record is from the annotation of a GenBank genome assembly. Lineage: Eukaryota; Viridiplantae; Streptophyta; Magnoliopsida; Malpighiales; Linaceae.